AUGAUGGCUCCCUUCGGGGUUUUUGACACAGACAUUCAUAUCGUCUUGCUUUCCUUCAUCGCUACUGGUAUUCUCUAUGAAUAUAUCCACGGUUACUUGGAGCGAAAGCUUCCCAAAUGGGAUUGCUUUCCCGAAACGCUGCGUAACCGGAUGUGUAUCGAGAUUGCCUGUAUUCCUGUCCGAAUCGGCCUCGUCUAUUUCUCUCUGCCUUCGGUAGUAUUAGUUUUCACGCCAGCCUCUAACUGGACGGCUGUUGAUACUCAGCGCUCAUUGACCGCCUGCUCCUUGAUGACUGGCGCCUAUCUAUUUGACCUGAUGAUCUACAGGGAAGAUGUCUUUGGCGUUCUCCAUCACUGCAUGGGACCAGCACUGCUCCUUUGGACACGCCUGUGCUUCUCAUCUUUCAGUUCAGCCGAUGCCCUGGUUUCCCGCAGCCUCAUGAUGUUCGUCUUUUUUGGCGCAGCGACGGGCGGUGUGUUUGCCAGCGCUGGAGUCUUUGUACUGCGAGUGGGAAAGAGAUACUUGGAACGCGGCACCCUCCACAGAUAUUUCGCACUCUGUGUUGCAGGCUUAACUGUCACCACGGUGCUCAGCUGCUAUCUUAAUGUUCUCUACUUCUUGCACACAUGGGAUCAAGCUUACGCAUACUUCGGGCUGGCCGUCCCACUUCCCAUCAUUUGGGAGACUUUUGAGUGCUACCUGCAGUGGCGAUGGCUGCUCCGCUUCUACAGCAUCGAAGACAAGCUGCGGAGAGGAGAUCGCAGGUCGAAAGACUUCUCCGACGAGUCUGAUCAUAAUUGCCAGGUAGCUGACAAUAAGCACGAGAUACCAUCAGCGUUCCCCCGCGGAACGGUAUCUGCGUUGCGAUUGCUUGUUUGUCAAUGGGUGUUGCUACUGUGCUACCUCUACUUCAAGUGUGUGCGGGAGCUGUACUAUUGCUGGUCAACUGCAUCGGCACAAUUGGCCUACCGGGUGGAAGCUGCUUCCAAUAACAGCUUGGAGUGGUAG
Messenger RNA from Trichoderma citrinoviride, 1008 nucleotides. RefSeq lists its product as hypothetical. Bases 1 to 1008 code for a protein of 335 amino acids. The record is from RefSeq and is a predicted model, not a curated record. Lineage: Eukaryota; Fungi; Ascomycota; Sordariomycetes; Hypocreales; Hypocreaceae. The transcript has 2 exons.